CCUGAAAUGUUACAAGAAAUGAACGUUAAUUAGAACGCAGCUGUAUUACAAGUCAUCUAAAUCUAGUUUUAAAGACCACCAUUGUUGUCCAAAAUGUGUUCAGUUUGACUCUGUUGACAAGUUUAUAGAGUCAGUGUUACUAAUCAAAUACGUACACUGUAUAUAGUACUAUCUGAAUCACUCUUCAUCUCCUUUCCCAGCUCAUCCAUACAGUCAAAUCCGUAUUUUGUCGCGCUCUUUGUUAUUGCAAAAAUAUUUCAUUGGUAACUUUUAUGUGCAAGUGUAUAAGAAAGGCAGCUGCCUAGUCCGAUUUAUACAGUAAAGUGCAUAUAUAUUUGAUAUAAACUAAUUGCUGGAAUUUUGUUUUGAAUUCAAACGAUGUAAAUAUUGCUCAGACUUGUGUAUGAAGUUCAUGUAGGUGUUGUGUGUAAAUUUGACAUUUACCAGUUUUUCUACUUCAUUCUACGAUAAAAAUAUGCAAUGCCGUAUAUCAAUUUUCAAAUUCUGGUCACAUUGAAAAUAGGUCUCUAAAUAUAAAAAUUUUGCGUUAGGAUUUUUUACUUGAUAUACAUUUUGAUGCUCAAUGUGAUAUUAAUGAAGUAUAAUGUAUAAAGAAAUCACUCCACGUGUAUAGAGAUAUUUUUUAAAAAAACCAAAAUAAUCAAAGUUUUCGUACUUUUCCUGUACAUCACCACAAACAGUGUGCUACAUACAUGUAUAUCUCAAAUUAACUCAUGAGGGGAAAUUGCCGCUAGUUUAAAAAAAAUCUCAUCGGACGGGGUAAUCCUGAUUUGGACGACCGAUUUAAUAGUCUAGAAUUCUGUGGAAUUGCGUGUACUUUCCGAGUGCAGCUGUAGCACAAACGGGGCAUAACACGGGUGAAGAAAUUUUAAUUUAUUUCGCUUAUCAUACGUGCACGUACAUGGUUUUCGGAAUACCUUUGAUUGGCCCUUCUUGGAUUAUUUGAGGGGAUAUUUCUCAUGAUUUAAUGUUUGCUUUCCCCGGUGGUCCAGGGUAUGAAGUUUUUAAUUUCGCGGAGGAAUUUCCUGUUUGUGACAAAGACUUCAAAAUUUUUAACGACUGCGCAUGUCAAUCCGAAAGUAACGCCCAAUAAAUAGAAACGAAGAUGGGUUUUGAGUCAUACACCAUUGAAACUAUCUUCUUACACGGGAGGAAAUAUGUUCCUGACAUAUUUGGAAAAGAUGGUUUGUAUCUAAAACAAGAUUUUUUUUAAAAUGAUGCUUACAAGUAACUUAUAAUGUUUUUGCAAGGCGAUUGAAAAUGUUGAGCGCGUCAGUGAAAAUAGUAGUACAAAUUUGGGAAACAGUUUACCUUCCGUUCCGGAUAAUAACUGUCUACCCAAACGGUAUUCACGUAUAACUUGUGACUUCACGUUUUGUAAAGACUAAAGCUAGUUUUUGACAGGUGUAUGAUUAUAACUAACAUAAACAGCCUUUGUCAAUAACCAUUACAUGUAGGGUGAUAUCGGCUAUUUUUAUUUUUAAAUUAUUUUAGUUUUGAGAAAUGUUUGCAAAAAAAAAGCUAUGAAAUGUGAAGAUAACGAACAGUGAUCAAUCUCAUAUAAAUGUUAUGCACUUAAAUUUUCCAUUCGCCAAAACAUGAUUUAAAAAAAGAGAGAAAAAAACGCGGAAACAAUUAAUAUACUUCAACAAUUUUUGAAAAAUAAUGCUGAAAGCUCUUAAUACUGUAACAGAAUACAGUUAAAAGUAUUUAAAGUUAAUGUUUACAGUGAAAUCAAGACUAAAUACUAACCCCGUAGCUUUUCUUUGUAAAAUAAUAUAUCUUUUGUUUUGUUUUUUCUAUAUAUUUGAGGUUUUUUCCUCCGUCAUCUUUGUCAUGCAUAUCAAUAAUACACAAAUCGUAUGGUGAAAUUGGAGCAACCUGAUCUUGGAAAAGUCCCAAAGCAACCUGUGUUUACCACAAGCGCCAAUAAUGAAUUCCGCAUGUUCAAUCAAUAGUGUGAGACAGUUCCUUUAAGGACAUUGUGCAUUUUGUCCUUGAAUGUCUAUCGUCAGUCAAUGGACUGCGUAUCAAUUUUUCACCGGUUGCCGGGAGUGAUAGUUUUUCUUUUCCACUUCAAUAUAUAAGUCUAAAUUGUGAAUAUUCAAUUGCUUUUAUGUAAUAUCCAAUGUCUGUCACCUUUCGGUAAAACUAAUGUACCAUUAUGAUUUAUGAAAAUCUUGAUGUAGUAAAAAUGUGUAUGUGGUACUUUGAUUUCAAGUAAUCAUACAUGCACCGUAACAUGAAAAACUGGAAGAUUCUAGAAUAGGAAUAAAAUAGUUUCAUUGACCACUUGCCGGGCUGUAUUGGACUACAUGAAAUUAACAGUCAAAAUGGCCUGUUUAUCGUUUAUCCAACACGCUGAAAUACAUACAUCUGGAAUACUAUUUCUUUUAAAUUUAAUCUUUCUUUUUUAAAAAUUUUAACAGCAAUAUGCGGAACGCUGAUGUUAGUAAUACGCGGUAAAUAGCACGCUCUCUAUCGUAUCUCUGUCGUCAUCAGCUGGGUACAACUUACGCCUUGUGUGUCUAUCUGUCAUCAGGAAUUGCAUUCUCGUUCAAGAAAUAUUUUAUUUCAUAUUUAAAUUUCUUUUAAACAAAACAAAUCACUGUCCAACUGUGUUGUUACAUAUUGAAUAACAGUUUCAAUGUUUCGCACUGUACUCAAAACGCACUAACCAAGGCUAGACAUGUGCAGAAUCUGAUAUAUAUACACUAAAAAUGACCAACGACACGAACAUUAUGAAAUUGUCAAAUUUCGGGACGAUCAGUACCUUCUUCAGGACGAUAGAAUAUUUGCAUAGAAAAGAAACCAAAUAAAAAUGCGAAGUAGCACUAAAACUAAAAGACAAAACCUGAUAACAGAACGUCUACAUAUUGAAAUUAUCGGGUGCAAUGUAUUAUAGUGCGCGCUCUCUCUCUGUGUGUCUGUCUCUCUCGAUAUAUAUAUAUAUAACAGCUGUGUUUGACACAAAAUCUCCCCCGUAAAGAGUUUACUAGAACAACAUGUACUAGAUUCAAUUUGUACUAUGCGAGUGCAGUCAUGUUAUAUACUGUUUUGCACGACAAUCCGUCAUAGAGUUGUAAUUUUCAAAUAAUAUUAGAUUAGAUAUAUCAAUAGAGGACAAAUAAUUAAUUCAUUGAAAACAAUUUCUUUAAAGCACAUGUAAUCAAAAUUUAUAAGAAUUGACCGAGUUUUAAAUACAUUUCAAGUGCAUUACAAAAUGCGUAAUUUCAAACGUGUUUUAAAUAUGUCGAGUACUUUGUGAACUGAUCGAAUUUCCACCUUUUAUCGCUAAAAUCUUUACGGUUACAAUUAUAAUUAUCCCGGUGUUUGUGAUGAAAAAAAACAAGGAUGAAAAUUAGGAAACAUGGUCGUACAAUACAAUGGGCUUAACAUGCAGUUUGCAUGUUCUUCGCAUGUUUUGUCUGUGACGUCGAAAUUCUAUACGAUGUGCAACUGCAUGUUCGAAAUAGAAAAUACCCUAAACACUGCAUUAUUGUCAUUUUUAGUACAAAUUAUUUGAAAUAUUAACCGACAAUUUUCCCCUUUGAUAGACACAUUACGCGUCUCAUGAGGUGAGACUAAAGGAUGUGAACGCAACACUACAGUGUGGUAAACUUAUCAAGAUAGCGGCAGUCAGUCACACCUUACAAAAAGAAACCCACCCCCUUCAAAAAAUAUUCAGUACGUAUUCCUCUAUUUUUGUAAGCAUUAUGAUAAAUUUAUUGGAUUAAGUGGCAUGAAGUCUAAGCAGAAGAUGAUUAAGAGUUACUGGAAGAUUUUCCAACUUGAAUUUUGCUCAAAGCUAAAUCCUAGACCAAAACAACUGAUAUAGAGAGAUGGCGUCAUUCUCUUCUAUAUUGUCCUCUCCUUCACCUCUUUUGUUGGUUGGUUGAUUGUAUGAAUCAUCUGCAUGUAGAUAUUAUAUUAUAUAUAUAUAUAUUCUCACUCUUUUCUUCCUCUUUUUCUUUCUUCUUUUAUGUAAAUUCCCCGGACCUAUACUUACUUGUAUAUGCGUGAACUAAAGAAAACAGAACAAACCUUUGUGUAAUGGAGAUGAUUUCACUUUAGCCAAUUUUCACCGAGACGAAAUGAACCUUGUCGAAAAGUUAAUUCUUUAUGUAAUCAAAUAACUAACAGGGGUGAUGCGUACUUAAAAUAAAAGUGGGGUAAGGUUACCCCCAGAUGACAACCGGCACAAAGACCCGCAAAGAAAUAUAUCAACUGUUUUAUUCAAAUUUGAUACUUUUGACAUCUGUGUCACAAAACUAUUGAGGUAGGCUUAGAAGGUACUUGAAGCACCUAUUUCUGUAACACUGAUGGACACACUAAAAUAUCAAAUGAAGCACGAAUUUAUCAGAUAUAGCAGGGCCUCGAGAGAGAACCUGUAAUGCAAUUAUACGAAUUAAAAACCCCAUCCAAAUUUUCUUGUAAACAAAGAAUUAGACGUCGAUAACGGGGGAAGAUAACUCGCUCAACCAUCGUUGCUCUGUCUCACUUUCGGCAAACAUGGUCAGGCGGGUUUUUUUUUCGCGCGCUGACUCAGACCAACCCUUAACCGCAAGUAUGUGCACUCCUUAAUUUGGACUGGGAAACCAUGUGGCUAUAGCUUAUAAAAUAUCUAACAAUCGCAAUGUGCUAUGUUCGUUUUAUUUUCUUUGUGUGGUUAAGUCGGAAUGUCUCCAAAUGUUGGUCAAAACAACUCCUAGAUUCUUCUUUGUUUGAUAACCUUCACUGGGGAUUACUUUUUGCACCUCCUCGUUAAUUGGAAAGGAUAGAUGGUGAACAUUUGGUUAAUCUUUCAUAAUAAUACUUCUAUGAAUAAACUUAACCUAUUAACUUUUAAAGCCUGGGUCGUAGUGUGCAAUGUAAUCUGCUCGGGUGCAGUGGAUUAAUUUUUAUAUUGAAUCUAAUGUUUAUUAAUUGAACUAUACGAGUAUGUUUAAUAAACAAUGUAGGUCUCUGUACUUAGGUAAACUUUUGAAUUAUUUAGAAACGUAACUUAUAACGAACACACAGAGUUUGUUGAGUGCGAACAUAAAUAGAUUUUAAAAUGUUUUAAUUAGUCAUGAGGUUACAAAGCAAUACUUUGCCAUAUGUCAUUUGCGGUUAUAUGUUAGCUCUAGAGACGGUUAGGCCCAUCCCCGGUAUCGGCAAACUUUUCCAAAUCUCCUGUUUGCGGUUUCACCCGUUCAUCCACAGAGAAAGGACGACUUCUCGCACCAGAAGUUCGUCUUAUCAUCUCUCGAGUGUAAACAACUUUUUUCAAAUAUUAAUAUGAAAAGUAGAACCCCAGAUCUUGGCUUUAAAUAUAAAUAAAAUUUUGAUCUAACGAUAGAUUUCAGGGAGCUAUAUAGUAAACAAAAUUAACAUGUUCUAUUUGUUAGGCGAAUGGUUUCUACAAGGCCACCUGCAGUUUGUUUCCUGUUUGGUGAUAUACUCAUUCAUGGAGAGUCGUUGUGGAAUUUGUGUAAUUUCACACACUUUCAUGUGGUUUAUUGCUUUUAAAUUAUUCAGAAAUGAAUGAAUCGCGCAGCCCUGAAUUCAUUACAAAAUACUCACAUCUGCCCUCCCACGUAAAAUUAUCGCUUUGUCAUAUGCAUUACAUUCGUCAAUACUGCGCAGUUGCAAGGGGAGAAAAAGAAAACAAAAUUAUGUGCAUAUAUUGGUAAUGUUCAUUUCUGAACAAUCACCACGUGAGACGUGGCUUUUGAAAUUAAUCUUUAUAUCACAUGGUAUCACAAUGAACACUAACUUUGAAUUUCGUACGAUGUUAAUGCAGUUGACGUAUUGUUUUUAAAAACUCUGUUUCGUCCAUGGCGUUUUGCCUCUUGAUAAAAAAAAAAACAACAACAACAAAUGAACUGCAUGAUUGUACAUCGUAAAUUUGUUUCAGAUUUUUUUAUUCUACAUUACGAGUUCAUUCUGUAUUAAUUCCAUAUUCUCUUUAUUCCAGAUUGCCAUUUCAUUCUGGAAAUUCAUUCCACAUCCUUUUUAUUCUACAUGGCCAUUUCAUUCUGUAAAUUCAAUCUACACACUUUUUAUUCUACAUGGCCAUUUCAUUCUAUAAAUUCAUUCCACACACUUUUUAUUCUACAUGGCCAUUUCGUUCUAUAAAUUAAUUCCACACACUUUUUAUUCUACAUGACCAUUUCUUUCUAUAAAUUCAUUCCACACACUUUUUAUUCUACAUGGCCAUUUCUUCAUUCCACACACUUUUUAUUCUACAUGGCCAUUUCGUUCUAUGAAUUCAUUCCACACACUUUUUAUUCUACAUGGUCAUUUCAUUCUGUAAAUUCAUUCCACGCACUUUUUAUUCUACAUGGCCAUUUCAUUCUAUAAAUUCAUUCCACACACUUUUUAUUCUACAUGGCCAUUUCAUUCUGUAGAUUUAUUCCACACUUUUUUAUUCUACAUGACCAUUUCUUUCUAUGAAUUCAUUCCACACACAUUUUAUUCUACAUGGCCAUUUCAUUCUAUAAAUUCAUUCCACACACAUUUUAUUCUACAUGGCCAUUUCAUUCUAUAAAUUCAUUCCACACACUUUUUAUUCUACAUGGCCAUUUCAUUCUGUAGAUUUAUUCCACACUUUUUAUUCUUCAUGACCAUUUCAUUCUAUAAAUUCAUUCCACACACUUUUUAUUCUACAUGGCCAUUUCAUUCUAUAAAUUUAUUUCACAUUCUUUUUAUUCUAAAUAGCCAUUUCAUUCUGUAAAUUUAUUUCACAUUCUUUUUAUUUUACAUGGCCAUUUCAUUCUGUAAAUUAUUUCACAUUCUUUUUAUUCUACAUUGCCUGUUCAUUCUGUAAAUUUAUUUCACAUUCUUUUUAUUCUACAUGGCCUGUUUGCAACUCUGUAAAUUCAUUCCACACUUUUUUUUUAUCAUUCCGUUGCUAUAACCUUGACCAGCACUCCUACUUCUGAAACACAAUAUAGAUAUAAAUAAAUAUGUAGGUUAAAAACUACAAUAAAUAUCACUACGCUGCAGCAGUACAUACAUUACAGUGUUAUAAUAAAAGACCUGUCUGUAGCAAAAAGUUUUUGCAUUAUUCCAUCACUGCGGUGAGAAACAAAUCAACAUAGGAAAUGUUACAAGAGUCUGUUUCUGCCAUCUGAUUGCACAUAACAGAGGGAUCCCUCUACUCCAUAAGGUUGAAAGGGCUCCCACCUUCCUUCGGUCACAAGUCAACGACUUGGCAUCCCGGCACGUGCACUCCCGCGCCAACCAAUGACCGGAAAUUUCGUCUGCAUCGUCAUCAGCUUGCUGAGAUGCUUGAUAAGAUAUGAAGUAUACAGGCUUCUUAUCGAAACUAUCCUUGGAGAAAGGAUGAAUUAAUCUUUCUCAAAUACUUAAAUAUUUCUCAAAUACUUAAAUAAAGAUUACUUCACAUAUUCUGUAGACUUUUCAUGUCACUUUCAAUUUUUCUUUGUGUCUUUUUCUCAUUUCCUGAGGUCAUUUUAGCAAAAUCAAAUUUCGUGGCAGAUCUAUAAUUAUCAAGCUUUCACCUUUUAGCUAUACAGUGGGAAAGGUAUUUGAAAUACUAUACUGCUUGAAAUAUGAGAAUACAUUGGCUAUGUAAUAUAUGUGACAACCGAUACAUCAGAUGGUUGUAAUUUUUGUUCUUUGUGUGGAGUAAAUGGUACAUUAUUUAGGAGGGAUGGUUUAAAUAAUAUUGAUACUAUAUAGUGUCAUGUUUUUCUACUGCUGACCAGUUCAUACUAUGAAGAAAAAAAAAGUGUACUGUAUGUGAAAUCUGCACGAUAUUUGUCAGAGUUUAUCUUAUAAUGUUUACAUUUCCAAUGUUUUUGUCUUUGAUAUCUUUACCAGUUAUAAUGAUAGCCAUUUCCUCGUGAAUGCGCUGUAGUUGUGAACAAAGCGCGUAUGGAUUUUGAUAAAUAUAGUACGUCUAUUCUAAACGGCUGGAAACCCCGACAGAAACGGAAGUAGAAUGAAAAUACAUAAGGGUUUGAAUUGCAACACAUCAUACCGGCAUUCCUUACUCACUUCACGAAGUAGUCCGGCGUGAAGUGUCGCAGUUCAUACCCUCAUGUAUUUUCAAAAACUGUUUUAGAUAUAAAUUACAUAGACGUUUCUUUCCCCAGAAUUCGGAAUUCCGUCUGAGACGCGUUGGCCAUCCUUCUCGGGUGACACCUUCGGGCGUUGAUGGUGAGUACAAUCGAUCUCGUGUUUUUAUUGAUUUUAUAAAAACUAUCAUAUUUGAUAUCCAUCUGAAAAUGCAGUGAAACAAUGUCAAUUGUUUCUUUGUCGUCUGAUCGAAUUUCGAAGUCAUUUUUCACAACAACUAUACAUUGCGAAAUAGAAAGAUACUUAUUGCACGGUCUUAUUUAUAGGCAUAUAAUAUAUACCAACAAAAUCCAUAACAAUGGGAUUAUUACUCAGUGCUAAAUAAACUACAUGUAUAUUCAGACUAGGAAAAAUCUAUAACAUGUAAAGUCUGAAGCCGUACACAGUUGUUUACAUAUUAUACGCACCAAUAGUUGUGACAAACUGCUACUUGUGAUGUUGUCCUGUUCGAUGAACUUUGCAAUAACAUAGUAUAAUUAGUGCCCCCGCACUAGACGAGCGUCCUCACCUAACCUUUCGUCCGUCUGUAUGCCUAUUUGCAAACGCCUUACCGGACGCUUUAAAGCUAUCCUUGCAAUUAUUGACUUGACAAUUUAUGGCUGUUUUCGGACUUUUUCCUUCAGCUAUACAUUGAAUUGAAAUUUUAAACAUGAUGAAAGGUGAAGAUAACGAAGAGUGAUCAAUCUCAUAACUCCAAUAAGCAAUACAAUAUAGAUAGUUGGGCAAACACGGACCCCAGGACAUACCAGAGGUGGGAUCAGGUGCCCAGGAGGAGUAAGCAUCCCCUGUCGAUCUUAUACCAAUGGGUUACAAAUUAAGGGCCCUUUUGUUAUGCUUGCCACCACGAUGAUAUUUAGUUCCAUAUUACUUAGGGCCCCUAAAAGACCUCUUUUGGAAUAACCGAAAAAACUGACGGUAGGGAUAUCCUCAUCAGGGAGGAAAAUUCCUCUUUCGUACAUGUAAAUGGUGUGCAAUACAUGCAAAUGAUAGGGAAGUGUUCUAACCUUAUCUCGGGGAUGACCAGUCGCUAUAGUUGUCAGCGUUCACGAAAAUGCAUUUUUUAAACUGAUAAAUGGAUCUAUACAUGUGCAUUGUGUAUUUUGGAAUAUUGCCCGAAUCCAAAUAAGACACCUUAAACCUUGUAUUACAGCAUUACAUACACUAAACAAUGCCCUGGCUAAUUGAUUGAAGUAGAUUCAUAAGGAAGAUGUCAUCAAAACGAUCCACUAGUUUUUAUACUAGUAGUAACCACUUCCUUCAGAAAACCGGUCACGUGCUUCCGGGAAUAUUCAAACACAUUUUAUGAAUGAAUUGUGUUUAUAUUUACAAGUGAGCGGCGUAGUGAUUUUGUGACAGACAAAACCGAAUGCGUUAAGGAUAUCCUCCGAUGAGACGAACAUGUUUGGCCAUGGAAAGGCUCUUAUCAAGAAAAAUACGUCACUAGUGACGCAAGCAUCUCCUUUAAACGGAAGGGGCAUGGGAUGCAUCCGUUUUCAAAUUCUGUUUCAUUUGCUUGUUAAUCUUGAAUUAUCAGGGAGAAGAAAGUUCAGAUAUUAACGUUUGAUCGCGUGCUCCAACGAGAUUUAUCGUCAUUCAGAUGAUUAUUAGUUGUUCUAUUGCGGAUCAACAAAGAAAGAGUAAAAGUGCACAGGAACUAAAGCCCAUUGGAAGAAUUUUUUUGAAUGAAAGGUGACUGAGUGCGACGCAUGCCUAGUCAUCACUGGAGCAUAUCCGGGAUCGAUGAAACCAGCAGACGACGAAUGCCCACGUGAGGAGUAAGAGCAGUCAGGACUCUAGUCAGAAAGGUAAGGCCGAUUAUAUCAUUUACACGUCUUAUCAGACACUUAAUUCAACACUACGUAUUACUGAAAAUGAAAUAAAAGAGAGAAAAAAUCUUUUAAUUGCAUUAUAAACAUUCCCCUACAGUAGAAGAAGCAGGGGACCCAUUUCAUUAGAAUCUAUAUUUUCUAAAUUAAGUUUAUCAACAGAUAGGGGUAAUUUCUUUGUUUAAGGAUAGUACACGAUAUAUAACAGUAAUAUUAAAGUAAAAUGAGCUUUUGUGAUCCCGUGUUCCUCCUUGCUAUGAUUCAGUGAUCCAUAAAAUACGAAUGACGUACAAGAUAUUGCACGUAAGUAUUUAAGUGGCAAUAAAACGUUACCGUUUAAGUUGUGUCUGAUGAAGUGGAUAGUACGUUUUGUGUUCAAACUUCAGGGAUUGUAUUAUCUAGUGUAUGAUCCAGAAUAUUUUGUUUGCUAUUUUUAAAGAUGAUGUAAAUGAAAGAAAUCUUGCCAAAAAUAACCUUUCGUAAGGAAAACUACGCAGUUUUUAUUAAACGAUGAGGUAAGAUGAUAGUUGAUCCUUUUAUAACUUCUUUUGUUUUGAGCGUAUAGAUACACAACAGUCGAAGUCAAUCGGGACACAUGGCGAUCGAUCCGUAUAGCUUGAUAUAGAUAGAAUUUAUAUAAACCACUAAACCAGCCAGACGGAUUAAUUAUAGCUUUAUGAUCAAGCACGACUAGUGUAUAAAGGCCUCAUGUUUCUGGGCAGACAAAUGAAAUGAUUGAAGGUGGUCACUCUGGGGGUCAAUGACAUGCACAAAACGGUCAAUUAGACCAUCUAAAUCAUCAGCGGAAGAUUAAUAAACAUCCACGGAAGAUUAAUGAGGGAAAAAAAUUAAAAACAAUAUUUAUCUUCUGUGAAUGUAGGCAUUUUCGCUUUUAAAUAAACAGUAAACGAACGCUUGUCAAAAAAGUUCUGUAAACGAACGCUUGUCAAAAAAAGGUUUUUAAAAAGGGUUCUGUGUGAAUCAAGUCAAUUCCAUCUCCCUUCGUCGGAUGUUAGAGAGAAAAAAGUCACUGACCGCGAAACUGGAAGCACGUCAGGCAGAAACGAGAACAAAGCUUACAAUUGAUAUUACUGAACCGAAUCGGGAAUUCCUCUCCUAACCUGCCUCACGAUGGGCGACUGGGUGUGUCUUAAUGAGGGUCAUUGCCCCAUUUUCCUGCCAGACACUGUCUUCACACACAAACGAGGUGACUGACAAUUGAGGUGAGGUUGGUGUGUAGAUAGAGAUAAUGGAAACCAUUCUUGUCAAGCAAUUAGAAAUAACUACAUGUACAAAGUGUAGACAUAUUUUUAAAAUUCCAAUGAAGGCAUUUUCUUCAAGUGAAUUAAAAGUAGUCGGCAUAUAUUUACACGAAGAAGUGUGUAGUCUUGUGGUAAAAUUCAUUAUUUUAAUUUCAUUAUUACAAGAAGAAAGAAAGAACCGCGCAAAUUCUUUUCAUUCUUCGUGACAGAUGUUUUCGCUUGUUAUAUUUGACCAAAUACACUCCUUGUGGUUGCCGGAUAACUCGGCCUUUGUUCAGGUAACCCAAAGCACAGAAUCGGCCGAAUUCUGUCAGGUAGUCAUCGAAUCAAAUUUCUCCUACAAAUUGAAAAUCUGAAGAAGACCUCUCGAUAAUUAUAUUAAUGAUAUCUGAAAAAUAAAAUGGUAAACAAUUGAUGUGAGAUGAUGAAAUCUGAAAAUGUUUCUAAUGUAGAUAUUAUUUUCAUAUUCAUCCUUAUUUCUUAUUUUGAGUACAUGGGAUUAAUCUAGAAUACCAUCGAGACAAGCACGUGCAUCAACCUACAUUGGUUAAUUGAUGUUAGGCAAAAUGUCAAAUAGACUAUGAUUUUUAUAUCUCGUGAUUCUAGGGUGGGCUGAUAUCAAGAAUGGUCUUUGUCAGAGAGUUAGUCUGACAUUCAAACGCGAUAACUGACUGCAUUUUCGGUGCUCCCGUUCGUCGGGGCAUAUGACCCUAGUCGGGGUCACUGUGUAUCCAUGUGUUUCCCUCGUGAGGGCAUUGUAUAAAGGAUAAUUAAAGUGACAACAGAGAAUUAAAAAUUUCGAGCACUGUCUAGGGGGAGUUUUAGCUGAAUGGCGGACUAGAUUUGAAAGUUAACGGCAUCGCUUACAGACGAAGGGGGUCUCUCGGUUCCUUUGUUACGGACGCCAUCAUUGGAUUUCGUUGUUGCACGUGUCGCGUUAACAGGUUUGAAAAGAGCACAGCGGAUGUAUCUGUCACCUUGUUUAAUUACUACUGAUAACAGAAUAAGGACAAACUAACACGCAUUUAACAAUCCAGACAAAUAUUAUUUUUAAUUUUUUUUUGCAAAUAAAUACAUUUUAGAAUGAAAAACGAAAGCAUCGAUAGGUUAGAAUUGCAUAUAAAUGGUGUGCUAAGUGUAAGAGGUUGGUCAAACAUUUUUUCCCAGUCCCUUGCCCUGAGUGACUCAGGAAGUCAUUAGAACAAAUUUUAUUAGACAGCUAGUUUGUAUGAGAAAAAAGGAAGUUACUGCCACGUGGUUUUCUAUUGGUCCAUGUGUACUUGGGUUAAGUUGGUUUCUAGGGCUGAAUGAAACGUAAUCACUAGCACACAGUUGUCUGUUUUAAUGUGUAUAUUGCACAUGUGUACAGACUGAUCAAGUCUCGUUAGAAUUCCAAACUUAUGAAUGUACACUGACAUUGUUGUGGUUUUUAGUGAGAUUAACAAAAUAUGGAAACGCUUUCCGUGACCUUCAAGGUAUCCUUGUUUAGAUCGCGAUGUUACAAUGUAAUUAAUUCAUGUAUUCGUUUCACACAGCAUGACGUGGAAAUAAAAGAAUGGUUAAAGAAAAAAAAAUCUUUAUAAAGCGGUCUCGACAAUCGAUACAGAUAAAAAUGCCCAGAUUACACUGUUUUAAUCGACUAAAAAUAAAGUCUCCGAUUUUCUCUGGUCAUCCCCCCGUGAUCGUGAACAUUCACCUCUCAUUUCACGAUAAAUAUCUGAAAGCGUACAAGGUGUGGGCGUUGAGCUCGUCAUGACGAUAAGAAAUAUGAAUGAGUUAAGCUCCAUUCAGGUCUUUACUAUAUAUUCACGUUUUACAGCGUAGUUCGAAAGUUAAACCCAUACUUUGUCAUGCCUUAGAGGCACACACUUUUCACAUGCUGACCUCACCGAUACAGUCAUGGCUAAUAUUGAUUUGGCAGUUUAGUGUAUUACAUAGCCUGGUUAUUGUAUUAAUGAUAUUAUGACUAAUAUCGCAUAAAUACACUUAGUUUUAAAAACAUGUACUAACAACUACAAAACUAUAAAAUUUCAUAGAGUUAAGUCGUUACAAUGAUAUCGAUCAUAUGACCCACGUAAGGAAAUUACACAAAAAAUCAAUUAAACGACAAGUUCAUAUGUCUUGAGUUUGAAAAACCAAAUUUCCCAACACCUUUUGUCUGACAAAAAAAAACACAUCGUAGAAUGACUAAAUGUUGAUAUGAAAACGAUUAGUUGUGUAAUCGAUCAGAAAAAACACACCGAAUGUACCGAGUGGAUGGAAUUCACUGAAGGACAUUAAAAAGGAUUAGGAUGGGAUUGCGGUGUAAUGUUAUGAACAGAUUUUAGUUUACAAAGUAAAUACAGAAGUAACAGGACGUCGUCCUUAUUUUUCGAUCGCACCUGUAGGACAACAUUAUUAGCAUGGUUGGCGUUCCUAUCCCAUGUGUGCACAAACAUGUCGCAACCCCCGUCAUUGGGUGAUCAUCUAGGAGCUUUAAAAAAGGUAAGUUUAGAUAAGUAAAAUAUUGAACACAGAUCGACGCUCUGGAAUGCAAGGCGUUUAAAUGAAUUUGAUUUGUUGGCGUGGCUCUUCUAAAAUAACAUCGUGGGUGGUUCAAUUUCAGUGCGUCAUUUCUCGAAGGGUACUGAUAUUAUAAAUCCAUACUUGUGCUAUACGGUCGAUAUAUGAAUAUAUACGAUUUGGAAUAAUUUUCAAGCGAAGUGUAAGUUAAAUUAUUCAUUUUACAUGUACGACAAUGUUGAUAUUAUUCACACAAUGACACCACAUGGUCUCGGUGAUAUAUUUAAAAUUUUCAAUUAUUUUUGCUCAGAUAUGAUUCAAAUGUAUAAAAAUUGAAUCGAUAAACGCUAGUUAUCCUUAAUACAAAGUGUUUCCGCUUCACGCUUACAAAGUGCGCACAACCAAAGUGGACAAUCCUAAGUAAAAUUUCCCUGUAAAUGAACUACCGCAAUGAUAAAACUACCGUGAUCAAAAUUACAUGUUACUACACUGGUUGCCAAAUGUCACACCCUAGAACUGAAAUACAUAACAAAUUUGAUAGCAGUAAGUAUUAAUCAUUAGAAUAUAUUUUCCACUAAGCGAAGUUAAACGCAUUAUCACGUGAGAAGAUUCAUCCUUUGUAGUUUUUAUUUAUCAUUUUUUUAUUAAGUUUUUUUCUCUCACUGUGACUGAAUGACUGAUGUGUAUUUCCUGGGUUGAUCACAUGAAGAACUACUCAACGAAUGGCAAGGUACCGGGAAAUGUCUCGUGGGAUUUUUCAUUAAGUAAGUAUUCACAUGUGAUAUAUGUUAGCUUGUACGCCCUCAGAGUAAACCCGUUGUGGUGUUCAUUCCCUGUGUACGUGUUUAGUUAAAAUUCACUUGUCACGAGGCUGUAAGGAUUUUUAAAGUUCUGCAAUACUUUUUUUCUCUCCUUUCAUUUCUCUUUCACAUGACUGAUGAAUUUGAUUAACAUGUAGUGCAAUGAUAAGGUAAACAAUGUGAUCACUGUCUUCUCGGUUUUUUCCCCAUUUUGAAAUCAUGGGAUCUUUUUAUGAGAAAAUCUCUAGAUGGACAUAUAUAUAUUUACAUGCAUGUGUUACUUUCAUUGCUAUUUUCAGAAGUUGUACGGAUGAAAACGUCAUGUAUUUAAAAUGUAUUUUUUUUAAUUGCAAGUUUUUAAAACAAUGCCCGCGAAUGGCAAAUUCAUCCAUCGCAUUUUUAGUGAUAUGAAAUGUCUAUAUGUGCCAAAAUUAUUUUCGUGAGACUGAGACAUCAUUGUGUGAUGGUUUCUCUUUGGAAACAAAUACUCGCCGUUUCUUGCCAGAGUUACCACCUUACCAUAAAGGUGUUCAACAAUGUCACAAACUGUGCUCUCUGGAAUGACGUCAUUUGGGGUUUGCAAUUCACACUUUUAAACAGGACAGUCUGCCCUAUCCGUCAGUCGCUGCCUCGUUUUGAAUAGCAGAGACUGUCAGAUAGGUUCUAUUGUCCCGUUUCCAGCAUCAACUUCAAUUUUAGUCCACAUUGCCGAUGGGACAAAUCGCCUUCACUUUGUUGCUUAGUUGGAUGUUGUAAACUACCUUAUGUUUUAUAUAUUGGUUAAAAUUUCUACAUUAUUCUGGUCAACCUUUAUCUGGUAAUAUUAUUUCCUUUUUUGGUCAUAUUGUCCCCUGUUACAGCGGUUCAGUGGACCUUUGAUAGCUGGCUUGUUAUCUGAGCUUUUAGCUGGAGAAUAUAAUGUAAAGAGUGUCCGAUGUGUGUUUCUGGUGGAUGGUUGGUAUUAAGGGAUCUUGUUUAUGGAUGGCGUUGGGAUGAAGGAAUUUUGUUGUUUAUACAUGGAUGGCCUUAGAAUUAAGUAAUAUUGUCUAUGAAUGGCCUUGGGAUGAAGUUAUUUUGUUGUCUAUGUGUGUGUCCGUGUCAAUAUUUAGGGGAUUUACCUCUACAUAUACCAUUCUUCAGCCUUUGCACGAUAUUUUUAUUUUCGGAGUUUAUUAUCAUCGUCUUUUUCCGCGCGGACACUAUCAACUACGCAUCUACUUCCCGUAAUCAACCCACGUGUAUCAUGCAUUUUAAAGUGGGUGGAUUUUAAAGCCUGCAUGUGCGCUAGUGGGUCACAAAUACAAUUCUUUGUCUGUCAAUGCACAUCCUUAAAAAAACCCAACAACAUAUCAGUAUUCUUUACUUGGAGCAACUAAUCCAGAAAGGGUAGAUCGUCUUGCCAUUUUUAUCAGUCACUGUGUUGAGAUUGGAUCGCAGGACAGAUAUGAAUGGCAUGAAAGACUACCGAGAGCCGCUAGGAGAAAAAGAGCAAACAUUGGAUCGUUUUAAACCCGAGGGAUUCAGAGGUAAUGUUGAUUUUAAAAUGAUUUAAAUUUUUCUUACUUCCCAUGUACAUGUAUAUUCUAAUAGAUAUGAGCGUUAAAGCGGAAGACUAAAACUUUUUUUGUUGGUAAUUCCAUUUUAUAAAAGGAAACGUUUCGGCUUACGUGGGUGUGUAAAACUUCACCCUCUCUCGAGUCAAAUGAUUCGAUCUCUAAAAAGGGAAUAGUACAUGUCGACGAAUCUUAAUCCAUGCACAAUUAUUUGAAGCAUCUAUUUUUAUGUCGGGGUAUUCAGAUGUUUAUUUCGUACUUUUAAAACUAUUACAAACUUUAUGAACUUUUUAGUCGUUACCAAAUUCAGAAAAAUGUCGAAUUUAGAUGUAAACAUAAUAUGAUUUUUAUAAUACCAAACCUGCUAUACAUAUAUAUAUAUAUAUAUAUAUAUAUAUAUAUAUAUAUAAACAUAGAAAAAAUGGUGUUCUUUUUAUUUAUUUAUUAUGGGAAAAUGUAUAUGGGUCAUGCAUAUUAGAAAUAGAACGACAUGACAUGUUCAUGUAUAUUUGCAAGUGUUGAGACCAAAAACCAAGUGUUUGGCGUUUUACAAUUAUCAUUAGCGGCCAGUCCUGAUACAACAGAGAUUUCUGAGGGUGCCCCGGGGGAGUACUUUGUUGAUGCCGUACGUGAAAUUAUAGUGAUUACUUAUGAAAUUGCACGAUAUGAUUCGAAGAUUCAAAUCGUAAUACAGAGCCAUCUAUAUUUUGUCGCUGUCCUUCCUCGCGUAGCUUCAGGUUAUUGUGUUUGAAAUAUGAUGCAAACUAUUUUAUAAGGUGUAACUUUUCCUGCGGGGCUUGUUAUUUGUUAAAUGGCUUAAUUUACAUUUAGUCGCAUUAAAUGCUAAUAUGACGUAGUUGUUUCAUUUCUCAUCGGAUAAUGACGUGGAAAGUGUUGAAUAACAAUCCCAUAUAUCUCUGUGCUUUGUCUGUACAAAUUCUACGCGGAUCUUUAUGAGUAUGACAUUAAAGUGGGGUCGAGUUCUUUAAUUGAAUACGUGGCACUGCUUUGUAAAUAAAAAUAACGUUAAGUAAAAGAUAUUUUAAAAAGAUGUAGCUUAUAAACUUCAGCUGACAGCUACCGUCACGACAAAAAAAAAGGGGGGGGGAGGGGGCAUUUCGGUAUAUGAGAAAAUCAUGAGAUUGUAGAGGAAUGUUUAAUUUAUGAGACAAUGCUACAUGUAUGCUUAAAAAAAAAACAUCCAAGAAGAUGUAGACCACUUCGUGUGGAUCACAAUGAAAUCUCGGACCGACUGAUCAUUGAGGAUUUGUAUAGAAGUGGAUAUACGUGUAGAACAUGGACAUGAAACAAACCAAACCACAGAAGUAAAACUAUUAAAACGAAUGGAUAAAUGAUACCAGUACUGGGUAACCGACUAUACCCGGUAAACAGGAUGUUCUGUGUCUUUCUUCUUCUCAAUUUAUAUAUAAAUCUUAUUGUAAGAAAACCUAUAUGUAGUGAUUCCGUUAGUUUAACUUUGUGUACUAUGAUUAAAGUAUACACAAUUGACAUGUACAAUUUAUUAAAGCUGCCGACCGUCAUAAGUGUUUUGUUGUUAUUUCUACACUUUCAUUUUACGGACUAUGGACUAAAGAAAGAUAACUCUUAACAGGUGAGCGUGAUCAAUUUCCAGUGAUUGUGAAAUCUUGGCAUGGUGUCAACACUAAGUAGUAUAAUAGUAAGACACCAGAGUAUAUGUGACUUAAAAGUACCUUUUCAUCGAAGCACAGAUAUAAAAUGGCAUCUUCUCUUCAACAACGAGGAAGCGAUCGAUUUAAAGGGUAGGUUGUGAUAAAGGAACUCUUUACGCUAGCUAAUGAUUUUAAAUUGUAUCUAAUUGAUUUAACUAUAUAAAUUCUCUAUAAUACAGGAUAUUUUAAGAAAAGCUAGACAUUGUUAAAAAUCUUUAACAACUUGGUUUUGAUAGAAGACUGUUUGCUUCCCACUCAUUGAAAGAUUAUGUACUCUACGAAACAAAGAACAAAUACAUGUAGCGGAUAAAUUUCUCUCUCUAUUUACAUAAAUUCCGAAACGCUUGCUCCAGUUCCUUCUAGUGCCUUUGAUAUUGUUUCAUACCUGACUUCAAGUCUGUAAGGUAUAACUGAAUUUUGCUUGAGUAGUAUCUUGAAAUGAAUUAAAAAAACUUAGUUCAUUUUCGAUAAACUACCCUGAAAUAGCAAAAAAAAAGUAAAGUGAUGGCGGAUUUAAACAGUGAGAUUCAAAAAAAUUAAAAUAAUGACAACUUAAAAUGAUACGAUAUGAAGUAAAUAGUAUGAUUUUGUUUAUCGAUGUAUUAUUUUGUCUUACAGUCGAAAUAAGUUUGGAUAAUUGUUGAAUAAAUAAGGUAUGUCUGUUGGUUUGUUCAAUCUGCGGUUGUAGUUUUGAAUCAGCCGUGUGGACAUUUCCAGAACGAGGAGAGCAUGCGUGUUAGCAGUGCUGAAUAUUGAAUAGAGAAUCAACAUCUAUGAUAUUUUGUUUCCAAGAAACAAAAACUGAUGAUUUAGACGUAUUAGAAAUUGAUAGUUUUGACAUUUUAAUGAAAAGCAGAUUCAAAUGUAGUAAACUUAAUUCUGGGGUUAUAGUGCUAGCCUACAGGGAAGAGUUGCAUGACUACAGUGUUAUGCAUGAAACAGACUGUAAAGCAGUACUAUGGUUUGAAAUUUCCAAGAAAUGGACUAAUCAUGAAAAUAAUUCAUUAAUUGGGAUAGUAUGUAUACCCCCAGAAAAUUCUAAAUUUAGUAGUAGAGAUUUAGUUGGCAUUAUAGCAAGCUUUUACUACAUUUAAAACAACCAACACCAGAUUUCAUUAUAUAUUGUGAACCAAGGUUCUGUUUUAGGACCUUUACUAUUUUUGAUUUAUGUUAAUGAUGUUGCUGUAAAUAUGCUAUCAAUGUGUAGAUUAUUUGCUGAUGACAACUCACUCCAGCAGUCCUCAUAUAAUAUGCUAGAAAUUGAAUACAAGCUUAAUUAUGAUUUACAUAUACUAGAAAAAUGGUCAAAUAAGUGGCUACUCAAAUUCAAUCCAUCCAAGACUAAAGCUGUUUAUUUUUCGAAAAAAGAUAACUCUAUUUUACCGAAAUUAUUUUUCCAAGGUGAUAGAUUGGAGUGUGUUCCAGUCCAUCGUCAUCUAGGCUUAUUAUUGUCACAUAACCUCAGUUGGUCUUUAUACAUUGAUUCCAUAGUUGAUAAAUCUUUUAAAAAAUUAGGGCUUUUAAAAAGGCUUAAGUUCAAAAUUGGCAGAAAACAUCUGUCAAAAUUGUAUAUAGCUUUUAUUAGACCUACUCUCGAAUAUGCUUCAAUUGUUUGGGAUGGCUGUUCUGUUCACGAUACUGAUAAGCCUGAAAAAGUACAAUUACGUGCAGCUAGAAUUGUUACUGGUCUUCCUAUUUUUGCAUCUAGAGAAUCCCUUUAUUCAGAAACAGGCUGGCUAACUUUAAAAAGUAGACGUUAUAUUGCAAAAAUGACUACCAUGUUUAAAAUUUGCUAUGGUAGCGCCCCUGAUUAUUUAAAUGAAAUUAUUCCAUAUAAACAUGAAAAUAUAUCCCUUUAUAAUACUAGAAACAAUGAUAAGUUUUACAUUCCAAAAUGCAGAUUAGAGUUAUUCAAAAAAUCAUUUGUACCUGACUCUGUAAAACAGUGGAAUUUAUUAAAUGUAGAAACCAGAGAAGCCAUCUCAAUCAAUUCAUUCCGCAAAAAUAUAAUAACAGACAUUACAAUACCACCAUCAUACUACUCUUUUGGAAAACGAUAUAUCAACAUUAUUCAUACAAAGCUAAGAUACAACUGUAUACUUAAUUAUGAUCUUUAUAAAUUAAAUAUUACAAAUUCUCCGUUUUGUACAUGUGGACAUACUAAUGAAGAUAUAUAUCAUUUCUUUUUUGCUUGUAAAAAUUACUCCAGGGCUAGAAAUGAUCUUUUUAAUCGCCUUUUCAUGCUUGACUUGGUUAAUAUCGAUACAAAAUUGUUAUUAUGCGGUGAUGUCAAUUUACCUCUGCAAACUAAUAUAACUAUUUUUUCAGUUGUUCAUAAAUUUAUAGAAGAAACUUGUAGAUUUGUUUAAUCAUUGUACAUUAUACCUGUUAAUUAUUACCUUGCAUGACAUAUUGUAAUAUUUUAGGAGAGGGACUUGUAAGUUGUCAGAACUUGUUCCCAAUCCUUUUGAUUUCAUCAAUAAAAUAUGUUCAAAACAAAACAAA
Messenger RNA from Ostrea edulis (European flat oyster), 20248 nucleotides. RefSeq lists its product as uncharacterized. The transcript is spliced from 2 exons. The coding region runs from base 18934 to 20112 and encodes 392 amino acids. NCBI's taxonomy places the organism in Eukaryota, Metazoa, Mollusca, Bivalvia, Ostreida, Ostreidae. The record is from RefSeq and is a predicted model, not a curated record.